This is a messenger RNA of Ruditapes philippinarum (Manila clam), 3738 nucleotides long. RefSeq lists its product as uncharacterized. NCBI's taxonomy places the organism in Eukaryota, Metazoa, Mollusca, Bivalvia, Venerida, Veneridae. The record is from RefSeq and is a predicted model, not a curated record.
UUAGAAUGGCAGAAAGAGAUGAUAGCAUCAUACUGUAAGACUUUGCUAAAAGUACCAGCAAUGCCUUUACUACCACGAGGUCAGAAAUGUAACUUCAGUGAGAUUUAUGUUAGGCCCACUAUAACAAGAGAAAUAAAAGGAGAGAAAGGGGAGACAAAGGAGAUUGAGGUCAAGUCAAUGUCAGAAAUCUUCAUAAAGAAUGGUGUGCCUUUGAAACAUAUUUAUGUUCUUGGAGAUGCAGGGUCUGGUAAGAGUAGUUUCUGUAAAUAUUUGGUCAACUGUUGGUGUAUUGCACACAGUGAUGCACAAAAUGUAAAUGAUAAGUUUGAAGGAGUCAAGGAAAUGAAGAAAUUCGAUAUCAUGUUUUAUAUCUCCCUAAGACAUAAUCAAGACAUAGACAGUGUCCUGGAUAUGAUUAAAAAUCAGUAUGAUAUUGAUAUUUCAAGCCCAGUUCUCAAAAAGGAAUCUGCAAAGAUUAUAAUAUUGCUUGAUGGCUUAGAUGAAUGGUCUUCUGAAAGAAAGUCCUACAAUCAGUUCCAGACAAUGGGUCUCCCAAAACAAGAUGUUAAUAAAGACUACACAAUCGUAACUACAUCACGGCCAUGGAAAGUUCACACCUUAGGAAUAAGUGAGACAGAAAUUGAACAAAUACUGAAUCUGAAAGGGUUUGAUUUGAGAUGUGAGAGUGAAAUGGUAAAUAGAACAGUCUCACAAUUAAAUUCAAGCAGGCAUGCUAGUAAAGAUGCCUGGGUUUGUUUACAAAAGCUAGAAGAAAAGUCCCUGAAAAGUUUAAAACAGCUACCAAUUAUGCUGCAGCAACUGAUUUGUCUAUGGUUUGAUGGUAAACUUGAUAAAACCUCAAGAUGUGCCAUCUACACCGGCAUGUUAGAACUUUUCUUUACAUGGAAUGACAUGAAAACUACAGGAACAUGUACUCGACUUAUGGAGGGUGCUCAGAAAGUAGAUCUUCCUAAAACCUUAGCUGAUAAAAAGAUAUUAAAAUUAAACAGCCAUCUCAUUUAUCAUGUGUCAAAGUUGGCUUAUGAGACACUAUUUAAUUGUCCGAAGGAUAAAUCCUUGACAUUUGACAUUUGUAUGUUUGAUGAACUAGAUAUAUCAGAUGAAGUAAGAGAAAAUUGCUUGAAAAUUGGAAUAAUUACAGAAGAUGAAUGUCCAAGUUUAUCUGUAUCAGAACCACCAAGCUCAUUGUUCUCUUUUAUUCACAAAUCAAUGCAAGAAUUUCUGGCUGCAUUGUAUAUUGGCAUCAAUUUCAAUGCAAAAAUUGGUUUGUCAGAUAGUACAGGAAAUGUUGAAUUAGUCAAAAAGUUUAUUGAUGAGGUUUUUCAGAAAUGUUCAACAGUAAAUGACAUAUUAGAGCAGUCAAAUGUUAUCAUUAUGCUAUGUGGUCUAGAACUAAGAUUAGCAACACAUGUUUCAAAAUACAUAUAUGAUACUGUGUCAGAAGACUCUCGUGUUCAGGAAUACAGGAGAACAGUAAAUAGUGACCUUUUUAAUGUAAUUAGUAGGGAUCAGCGUUGUAUUACUGAUAUUCAAAAGCUUAUGUUUGAGUCAAUGGAAGAAUUAAAUGCAGCAUGUAGUAUAGGAAGUAAUCCUGUAUUUUAUAUAGGAGAUUUGGUCAUUACUGAAUGGAAUCAGUAUUGUGAUAUUGUUUGUUCAAGUAUUGACCAGCAUCAAAUUGUUCCUGACUCUGUUCUGUCUAUUAAGGUAGAUGACAUCACCACAAAAAAUGUUAAAUUUACAAAAUAUUUACCAAUGUUUCAUCAUCUUGAAAAAAUUGCAAUAUCAAUUAUCAAUGAGAGUCAGAGUGAUGAACAGAUGAUUGAUGAGAUUAAAAAUUGUGUUUCUGGGACACUUAAAGUAAAUACUUCAACAUUAAAAUCUCUGACUCUUAGUUGUAACUUUAACAUUAACACUGACAAGUAUUAUCCAGUGUAUAAUACAGUUUUUAGUUACCUACCUAGUAUGAUCAAUCUUGUAGCAAUAAGAAUGAGUAUUAUAAGAAUGAGUCAUGAUGAUACUACUACAUUUUGUAUUUUUUUUGAGAGAACCAGUCAUCUUGAACAAAUACAUCUUUUUGAUGUUACAUGUAAGUGUAUGAAGCAGCAUGAUGUAAAUUUAUCAAAACAUCAACAACUUCGGUACCUUAAUUUGUAUAAUACUGUUAGAGUGAUAGAUGCUGAUACUACAAACCUUGAAAUAUUUACAUUUUGUAAUUUGAAGGCUAGUAAUUAUGAAAAAAUAUUUGCUAUUAUUAGAAAAUCUGACAAAUUGAAAAAACUUGAAUUGUAUGGAGAAUAUGGCAAUAAAUCUCAAUUAUAUUAUACCAACAUAACAAAGAGACUAGUCACAGUAUUACCAUUGUUACACAAUCUCAGUAAGCUUGAGUUAUGGUAUUGUAGGUUAACUGACAAUAUAAUACAGUUACCUUUUGAGAUGAAGAGUUUAAAGAACUUUAAGCUUAAUGAAGUCACAAUGAGUUUGACAACAUGGCAGAAGUUUGUUGAUAGUCUUCCUCACAUUCCUCAUACUGUAGAUGUGAGUGUAAGGAUCUGUUAUAUAACAGGAGAUGGUGAGGAGUUUAUAGGUUAUAGGUUUACAGUGAUAUAUGGAGGAGGACUUAGAGGAGAGAAGGGAAACGAUGCUAAACAGUAUGUAAAAGAUAAGGAUCAGUUAUAUCAUGUUAAACGUGAUGCUCACUGGUUUGAAUUUUCAACAAAAAAGUGAUAAAGUAUACAGGUAGUAUUUAAACUACAUUAUUGCAUGUUAAAAGAGAUGAUGUUUUUUUUUUCAUUUUUGACAAAAAAGAAAUGAUCUGAUUUUUUAACAUAGUGAGAUAGAAUACAUGCAGUAAACAUAGUGCUUAAUCUAAAUUAUUUUAUGAUAAAAGACAUAAUUAUUAAAAUAAACAUUAUCAGCAAAAAAAAUGAUACUAAAGUUACAUAUUGAUCUGUUAAAUAAUGAAUGUAAUACAGUAUGAUAAAUAACAAUCAUCAAAAACAGUUCAUUAAAUAUCAAUUUCUGAUCAUUGUAGUAAUAUUGAAAUUGAUGAAAGUAAUAUUCAAAUGUGUAUUUAAAUAAAUAAUUGAAAGAUAUGCAGUGAAAUAUAAAGAAAAUAUAGAUAACUGUUUUUUUUAAAAGAUCAAAGAUAGUUUGUGAAAAGAAAUAUGAUUUGAAAAAAGUAAUGUUCUAAUUAUCAAUGCAUAAAUAGAUUUGAAAAUAAACAAGUAAAUAAAUUAAUGAAUAAGUAAAUUUAAUGGAAAUAUCAUUAAACAGAUGUUUAAUGUAAUUUACAUGGUCAGAAAAGUUAGAAGAAGUAAAAGAUAAGAUGCAAAGACCAGUCAUAUAAAUAUGUAUGGCAAUAAAUAAAUAUCUGUCAUAUGAUAUAUUGGACAAUGUAAUGAUAUAAACAAAUACUAGUUGCACGAUAUAUAGGACAAGUGGUGAAUGAUAUAUAUUGAUAACAGUUAUAUGGUGUAUAGGAUAAUGGAAUGGUAUAAAUAAAUACCAGUUAUAUAAUAAAUCGGACAAUGAAAUGGUUUAAAUAAAUACCAAAUAUAUAGGACAAGGGAAUGGGAAAAAAUUAUAUGGUAUGUACAAAUGUAGGAUAAGGGAAUGGUAUAUGUAAAUAUUGGUUAUAUGAUAAAUUUGUCAAGAGAAUGGUAUAUAUCCAUAAAAGUAAUAUGAUAUAUAGGAAAAGUGAAUGGUAUGUAUUAAUAC